AUGGUGAAUCAGUCAAGUUACUAUUUCACUUGUGAUGAUGGGACCGGAAAACCAAUAGAAUUCAUUCUUUCAUACUCUGAACAAAUAAUAACUAUUUCAUGUACAUUUAAUUAUCAUAAAUAUUUAUUCAAAGAGGAAAAUACAACCAUUAUUCAUUUCAAAUAUUAUAAAACAUGUAUGAUGAAUAAUAAUAUCAGAUGUUCAAUUGCUAAUGAAGGUAUCAAUUUAGCAGUCAAUGCAUCGGAUGAUGAUCAACACGUAGAGUUUAACCUAUCGCAACAAGAGAGAGACAAUGAUGAGAAAUUAAACAUCAUGUUCGAUGUGAUGAUGAAAGAAAUUAAAGAGUUGAAGGAAAAACUUUGGUAUACCGACAAAAAUUUGAACAAAUUUUCUGAACGCUAUGUGUCUAACUGGUCUUCGUUUCAGAGUAACAUUUCAAGAGGUUUGCUGUUGUUUGGAAACAAAAACAAAGAACAUGAAAUAGUUAGUAUCCAAAGUGAAUUAAUAGUUAGCAACCGAAAAAAGAGACCUUUUGCGGAUAAUCAAAACCAAUAUAAUGUUAAUAUUACUGGUUUUGGACCUCUAGAUUUUUAUCGUAACAGUGGUACUGAUCAUUUUGCUUACAAGGAAGAAAAUUUAGAACCUAUUAUUAUAUAUUUCAAACAUCCAGUUGCAUUCUCAAAUAUUGAGUGUUUGGUUGAUUUAGAUUCUAGUGAUUGUGAUGUUAAUAUUUAUAUUUAUGGUGUGGUCAAACCAAAAGGUGUUGUAAGACCUUUAGGAGAAAUAUAUUAUGACAAAAUUCCAAAAGGUAUGAACAACCAAUUCUGUGAACCUUCUGUAUCUCCAUUUUUCUUAAUGCCUCAACUUACUUUGCUUACCGAAAAAUCCACCAAAACCAAAAAUCUAGUCUCUAUUCUAAUUGAUACAUCAAUUGACUUCGACGGAAUUGGGCUUGCUGCUAGAAAAAAAGAAAGAAAUCAUAUGGAUAACUGGAUAUCUGUUUCUUUUGCAAAUAUAAAGAUCUUUUAA
Messenger RNA from Naegleria gruberi, 1029 nucleotides. RefSeq lists its product as uncharacterized. The coding region runs from base 1 to 1029 and encodes 342 amino acids. NCBI's taxonomy places the organism in Eukaryota, Heterolobosea, Eutetramitea, Acrasida, Naegleriidae. The record is from RefSeq and is a predicted model, not a curated record. The transcript has a single exon.